AUGGCAGAGUCAACCCAUUCCUCCACUACUUCCCAAGGCCGACCCAGUGGUGCUGAAUCGACAGGCAGCGAUUCCGCAACCCCAGAAGGCGCUCCUAUUGAGGCUGCUAUACGCAGGAGGUCUAAGGAAAGAUGGGGUCUGGGCGACAGCACCGCCUUGCUUCUGGGAGGCGAUGAACCUUACAUGGAGCCUCGUUCGCCUAUAGCCACGGUGAGCUACUUCGACAGCUCCCAACGUAGUCAGGCCCUAGAGAGUAUCGGCUAUGGCCCUGACCCGAGCACUACUGCUGAGGACAGUAGGGAGGGUGUAGACGAGAACAAUGGUGCUUCUAUAGAGCAGUCUAUGAGUAUUGAAGAGCUCUGGGAUAAGGUCCUCCACGAUACAUUGUACUUGGACAUAGUAGGGGCGACUAACGCCUGCAACAAGCUCAUCAUCCAUCCUGAUGCUGAUGACUUCCAAGUCGUCAAGGCGGGUGUUGCUGGAGCUAAUAGCUCGGUGGAGGCCUCAACACAUGCCAUUUCUGAGCAGUUCAAGAUAGACUUGGACACUACUCUAUCGCAUACCGAGGAAAGUGUGGACGACUCUGCGCGGUCCAACUGCUCAAGUCCAUCUAUCCUCUAUCGCUUGGCCAUGGCCUUGCGGUAUCUGUGGGUCGGUCGAGUACAUGAGCUAUUGGAAUCCUCAUUGCAGAGUGCCCUCUCGAAGGGCUUGUUGGACAGCCUCCUCGUGUGUGGCGGAGGAGAAGCUCACGCGGGCGUAUUUGCGGACAUUAUCAAAAAGUACACUGAGUUGACCCAUGGCGACAUUCAGUCAAUUGCUCUCAUUUUCUGCCAUGUGCCAUUACUAGCCUCUUCUGCACACACAAGGGCCUUCGUUGACGGUAUUGUUAACCAGUACUUGUCCAUGCUCAAUCGAUGGCAGCUGUGGUCUUUGCGAUCCGAACUGGAGCAAUAUCGGCAGCUUAAUUCCCCUACAGGGUAUUCAGCGCCUCAGCAGAUCAUAUGUUGUUACUAUUGUGGAGGUAACCUCACAGGCCAACCCUCUAGAGGACAGCAGGGCAUGUCCUCACUUAUUAUGGAUAAUACCCGAGAUCCAUUCACUUGGCGAUGUCCUUAUGCACGAUGCCACAAACCAGUACCGAACUGCGCCCUUUGCUUAAUGCCAAUAACAAUUGUGAAUCAAGGUGCAAGGAAAAGAAAUGCCGCUCAUCGGCUGCCAUUGAACGAAUGGAGUGGUUCGCGCAUCAUGACGAGUGCCCAGUCGCUGGAUGCGGUUGUUGUUGUAACUCUCUAG
Perkinsus marinus ATCC 50983 is the source of this 1293-nucleotide messenger RNA. RefSeq lists its product as hypothetical. The record is from RefSeq and is a predicted model, not a curated record. Lineage: Eukaryota; Perkinsozoa; Perkinsida; Perkinsidae. The transcript has 11 exons. The coding region runs from base 1 to 1293 and encodes 430 amino acids.